AUGAGCAAGCAAAAGUCUGGCAUUGACCCUCGGUCCUGGGAUGCCGUCAACAUCCCAGACUGGAUGAAGUCCUAUGCCUCGAGCAUGGGCUACAGGAAGAUGACGGCUGUGCAAGCCAGUUGUCUUCCUCAGUUCCUGGAACGCGGAGCCGACGUUGUCGUUGAGGCUGUUACUGGAAGCGGAAAGACUCUUGCCUUCCUCAUGCCCACCGUGAAAAAGGUCCUCGGUAUCGAAGACCUCAAACGACACCACGUAGCCGCCAUCGUCGUGAGCCCCACCCGAGAGCUCGCUACCCAGAUCCAUUCCGUCCUCCUCUCCAUGCUCGAGUUCCACGAACCCUCAGCCCAGCUUCUUCCCUAUCUCCAGGAAGAAGAAAAGCGACCCGAUGCGGCGAGCCCCGUAGUGGUGCCACAGCUACUCGUGGGCGGAACGACGACGCCGGCGCAAGAUCUUGCCUUCUUCAUGAGGCAUUCUCCGAACCUGCUCGUUGCUACGCCCGGUCGACUCGUCGAGCUUCUGGCGUCUCCCUACGUCCAUUGUAAGGGAGCCGCCGGCUUCGAAGUUCUGAUCCUCGAUGAGGCCGACCGCCUCUUGGACCUCGGUUUCAAGCAAGACUUACAAAGAAUCCUUGGUCACCUCCCGAAGCAGCGCCGGACCGGUCUCUUCAGCGCCUCCGUGUCCGAUGCCGUGAGCGAGAUUAUUAGGGUGGGACUUAGGAACCCUGUGAAAAUUACAGUCAGGGUAAAGAGCCUGAAGGACGGCGGUGUCAUCGAGGACAGAAAGGUGCCGGCGAGUCUCCAGAUGUCAUACCUCACGGGGCCCGCCAGCCACAAGCUCCCGCUCCUCUGCCAACUCCUCGAGAAGCUCCAGCAGCGACCGCAGCGGAGCAUGAUAUUCUUGUCGACAUGCGCCGCGGUCGACUACUUCCAGCACGUACUCCCCAUGCUUCUGCCGGAAGGGUUUUCCCUCCUCUGCCUCCACGGCAAGCACCCGGCUAAGGUCAGAGAAAAGAACUUUAACCGCUUCCUUACCUGCGUGUCGCCCACGAUUCUCCUCACCACCGACCUCGCCUCUCGCGGUCUCGACUUUCCCUCCGUCGAUCUCGUCGUCCAGAUCGACCCUCCGUCAGACACAAAAGCUUUCAUCCACCGAUGUGGGCGCGCAGGAAGGGCCGGUCGCAAAGGAUUGGCCGUGGUGAUGCUCCACGAAGGCCGUGAAGAGGAAUACGUCACCCUGCUCGGGGUGAGGCAAACGCCGAUUUCCCCUCUUCAGAAGCCCGCCGUCAAGGUUUCCGCAAACGAUGCGGCCUCUGCGUCCGAGCGGAUACGCCAGCUCCUCCGCGCCGACCGCGCCCUGCACGACAAGGCGCAAAAGGCCUUCGUCUCCUGGGUCCGCAGCUACGCCAAUCACCAGGCCGCAUCCAUAUUCCGGCUCGCGGAUCUAGACUGGGCCGAUCUCGGCAACGCCUGGGGUCUCCUCCGGCUACCUAAGAUGCCCGAGGUCAAGAAGUGGGAAGGCGAUCGGACGCUGGGCCAGGAAGUGGACUGGGACACGUACGCGUACAAAGACAAGGCACGAGAGCAGCAGCGCAAAGAAGCGCUAGAGGCCGAGAAAGCGGCCAGGGCGAACGGCGAGGUGCCGGAUUCGUCCAAGUAUUCUAAGAAGAGGAAGAAGAAGAAUGAGGCGUGGAGCGGCAAGCAGGAGAAGGAUGAUGUGCGGUCGGCGAGGAGGGAGAAGAGGAGGAAGAGGAAGGAGGCUGAGACGGAUGCGAAGAUGACUGAGGAGGAGAAGGUGAAGAAGAUGGAGUUGAAUGAGUUGAUUGAGGAGGUGAGGAGGCGGAAUAUGGCGGUGAAGGAGGUUAAGGUGAAGAAGGGUGCGGAGGCGGAGGAGGAAUUUGCUGGGUUUGAUGACUGA
Molecule: messenger RNA, 1914 nt
Organism: Scedosporium apiospermum
Lineage: Eukaryota; Fungi; Ascomycota; Sordariomycetes; Microascales; Microascaceae
Product: ATP-dependent rRNA helicase SPB4
Exons: 2
Coding region: 1-1914 (637 amino acids)
Cellular component (GO): nucleolus
Molecular function (GO): nucleic acid binding; ATP binding
Source: RefSeq, a predicted model, not a curated record